CCUGCGACCCUACAAGAUCGAUGAUAUCAAUCUUCCUCGGAGCAAGCACCUUGGACAACAAUUUCAAGCGUAAUCCACGAUGAGAGUCACCCCAAAUCCACUCGCGAAAGGGUUCUUUGGUAGAAGUGUAGAUGAGCUCAAGCGUCUAUCGGGCAUAGCUCUGAGAGCGGAAGGCACCAGACGAGCUACCAAUCCCUACGUACUACACACAUUCCACGAACCCGAUUCACCCGAGUCCUGCAAGUUGAUGUCGGAUGGCGAUGUGGGUGGAUUCUCUCGGGCACAUCUAGAUUGGAUUCCACCAGCAACAAGCCUACACCCUCUUCCUUCUGAGAACAAUAAAGGCUAUGCCAAAUUCCAUGGAAGCAUAUCGAUUGAGCUCCCGGCAGACAAACCACAUAUCCAAAGGACCGGCUAUGCAGCCUGGAGGACCAAAGAUAGACCGCCGACAGUAUUUGGCAAGUCACUAUGGGACAUCGAUCCUUACGCUUUUCUAGCUCUUCGGAUCAAGAGUGACGGGAGGAAGUACUUUGUCAAUUUACAGACGGAGAGCAUAGUACCGACAGACCUCCAUCAACAUAGACUAUACGCCAGGAGGCCGGGAGAGUGGGAGACGGUGCUGAUCAAGUGGAACGAAUUCGUUCGGACGAAUCAUGGCGUCGUCGUGGAACCGCAGACGGAACUGUUGCGCCAGAAGGUCAGGACGGUGGGAAUCGGUCUCAUCGAUCGUAUACCGGGCAAGUUUGAGCUUUGUAUUGAGAGAAUAUGGGCUACGAACGAACUGGGAGAAGAGUACUUGAAAGAAGAUGACCGGAUAGAGGAAGGCCAACUGAAGAGCAAACACGGCGAGAAGAUUAGGUGGAAUGAGGAGAAGGCCUGAGCCUCACAAUGACGAUUGAUAUGUAAUCUAUGUACAAACUAAUGGCAUCUGAAGCAGACUAAGCUGCUCGAAUCCUAUUGUUCAAUAAUAAAUUUCAGUCCAC
Mollisia scopiformis is the source of this 983-nucleotide messenger RNA. Its product is annotated as complex I intermediate-associated protein-like protein CIA30. Gene Ontology annotation, biological process: mitochondrial electron transport, NADH to ubiquinone; mitochondrial respiratory chain complex I assembly. Gene Ontology annotation, cellular component: mitochondrion. The coding region runs from base 80 to 880 and encodes 266 amino acids. The transcript is spliced from 2 exons. The record is from RefSeq and is a predicted model, not a curated record. NCBI's taxonomy places the organism in Eukaryota, Fungi, Ascomycota, Leotiomycetes, Helotiales, Mollisiaceae.